AUGGAAGGUUUACAAAGACUACCCCUCCUGCUUCUCAUUGACGUUUAUAACUACGAUCUCUUAAAGACGUGGUAUUAUCAGUACUUCGUUGAAGGAAACUAUUCCGUUUUCAGCUCCGACAUGCAUCGUGCCACUGACUUCAAUCAUGACAGCUGCGCAGAUGCAGGACGAGCACUGGACUUAUGCGACACUCGGGGCGACCAUGCACGACAGCAAGGUCACAUUGGAGUGGUUAGCUAUGAGAGCAAAAGUCGUCUGCAGCUGCACCAGUUGGUGACGUACAUUUAUGGAUGGUCCCUUGGCGACCCUUUGCAAAGGAUUGUACGCGAGGCGGGCAUAUCAGCAGUCAGUGCUCACACUGGCGUCGAUUGGGGUCAGUUUUGCAGGGAUAUCUGCGAAGAAUGGGUGAGGCUGAACCCGCCACAACUUGGUGGCACUGACCCUGAUGGUAAUCCCAUUAUCGUCGAAAUAGACGAAUCGAAGUACUUCCACAGGAAGUACCAAAGGGGCACGUGGCGAGAAGGUUUCAUGCGGCGCAGUAAUAUCAGUGGCGAUCCAUUCACAUCUUUCCUCGUAGCUGUACGUGGAUCGUACCCUGUAUGA
This is a messenger RNA of Anisakis simplex (herring worm), 603 nucleotides long. NCBI's taxonomy places the organism in Eukaryota, Metazoa, Nematoda, Chromadorea, Rhabditida, Anisakidae. The record is from the annotation of a GenBank genome assembly.